AUGCAAAGGAGUCAGAGUUACUCCUAUCCUCAGACCAUGGUUGGACAUUCUAGAUAUGCUUCUACGCAUGCCACCAGCUCUGCCUUCAGCGCAUCUGCCAACCCCAAUGAAGACUGGACCAAAAUCUCCGAUCUAGCAGAGAGAAGACGGAUCCAGAACCGGAUCGCUCAGCGAAACUACCGCAAGAAGCUCAAGAGGAGACUUGAAGACCUGGAGCGUCGUGCGGGCUCUUCCUCGGCUUCUCCUGAGCAAUCCCAUGCAGAGCUGGCGACGACCGCUCCCGCCAAAGAGUCCAAGCAGUCUCCAAGUAUGGCACGUCAGGCAUCGCGCUCUAGUACUUCGCACGAGACACAGCGAGCAUCGCCGGACAUUCUACCUUUAGACGACCCUUCUUCAUUAUUUGACACCCCUGCCGCUCGACAUCUCUCGGUCAACUCGGCCUCAGCGUUUACAUUCUCCAGCUACCCUCCUACGACGGCAUAUCUGCAGUACGAACAGCAGCAGCAAUCCCUCUACGACGGCACGCCCAGCUACUACUCCACCUAUCAAUACCCUGUCGAUGUCACGGCUUCCAGCUUGCCUCCGACGCUUCCAGCGAUGCUGCCUUCCUCCUACGGAAAGCAAGACCACAUUUUCGGAGACGACGACCUCCUGAGUCCAUUCAGCAUGAACUAUGCCUCUCUAGCGGGUCUAGAGAUGCCCUCUCAUCAGGCAUAUACGGGGGCCAAUUCUCAUGCUAUGGACUACAUGGCUCAGCGUCAAGUGCUUUUUGGCUUGGAUAUGGGCUGGGACGUCGACCGAUGGACUUCGAGUGAUGAUAGAGUGAGAGGUGGGAAAUCACAGUCCUAUCUUCAAUCGAGCGGUUCCGGCAUAUCUUUCCAUGGUCAUCUCGACAUCGACACUCUGGGCGGGGCUGGCUUUGCCUCCCAACGAACUGCUGGUGAUGAUCGACGCUGGGACCUUUCCUCUUUUGCAGGCAUUGAGCUCUCGAUCGACCCCUUGCAGUCCGACAACAACCUCUACACUUUGAUCUUCAAAGAUCACACUUUGCCUCCCAAUCCAGAAAACGGUCGUGAACAGUCUACUGUCUCAUGGGAGUACGACUUCUCCAAGUCAAAUUGCCAUGUCCAGCCAGGUGCCGGUUCCUCCUCUGCCUCCGUCUUCAUACCUUGGGACCACUUCAGGCCCACCUACCGUGGCAAUCCGUGCAGCGAUACGAGGUAUUUGAACUUGAGCGGCAUCAAGAGAAUCAGCAUCAUGAUCCGAAGUUUCUUCGGCUCCCAACAAGGGGAUUUCGACCUGCACAUCAACUCCCUCGCUGCCUGCUCCCUGCCGGACACCACGGAGUUGUCCACACAGUCACCUACCACAAAGUCUGAACUCCAUCGUGACGCCACACACGACGAAAGAGCAGGAAGCGAACAAGGAGAGCUACGGGAAACUGGGCUGACAGCAAUAUGGAAAUGGCUCUGCGGCAAGCUGUGA
This is a messenger RNA of Exophiala xenobiotica, 1485 nucleotides long. RefSeq lists its product as uncharacterized. Gene Ontology annotation, biological process: regulation of DNA-templated transcription. The record is from RefSeq and is a predicted model, not a curated record. NCBI's taxonomy places the organism in Eukaryota, Fungi, Ascomycota, Eurotiomycetes, Chaetothyriales, Herpotrichiellaceae. Bases 1 to 1485 code for a protein of 494 amino acids. Gene Ontology annotation, molecular function: DNA-binding transcription factor activity. The transcript is spliced from 6 exons.